CCAAUCGCUUGAGGACAGAGUGGGAAAAGGAGCAAGCAGAGUUAGAAGCCGGACAAAAGAACUUAUACACCCCUUAUAUACAUAUUUUCCUAAUGUUUUAGAGAGCGUGGUGUAGUGAAAAACAAUUGCGGUGAGUGCGGAUGGACUUGUCAGUGUAGUUAUGGAACCCCCUUUAAACAAGAGGAAUCCGGCGAUAAGAUUAGCGGAUUUGGCAGCGACUCAACCCCAUCCUCAUCAGAAUAUGACAGGCUUCCCGGGGCUAGGGGGGCAUCACCCUCUCUCCCACCAUGCCCACCUCCACCCUGGGGAGCUGGGCAACGACCCCGGAGUGGCACUCACUCCAUUUGGACCAGAGCACAUGGCACAGACAAAUGCUCUCAAACUUAGCCCAUCUCAGCACAUUCAGAGCCAUCACGAAGCCCAGACCGCGGCAUCUUUCACUUCUGCUCAGACCACUGUUGGUUUCCCCGUGGCUCACCCCCACUCAGGCUACUCAAGCAGCAGGGACUUCAUCCUCAGGAGAGAACUCUCAGCCUCUGCUAUGCAUGCACUUGGCGACCAGCAUAGUUCCGCCUCCUCCCCUCAUCACCAUGGCAUGUUCAUCUCCCCAACAGGUGCUUAUGGACACGCGGAAAGUGGGGCCCAUUCACUUUUUACUGGACUUCACGACCAAGCGUCCCAAGGUGCCCACCAUCACCAUGCCCUCAAUGGGCAGAUGCGCCUGGGUAUACCGGGGGACAUCUACGGCAGGCCAGAGCACUUCGGGCACAGGCCAGAGCACUAUGGACCCUCUUCUAUCCACAGCUACAACUCCAUGAACCUCAAUGUGAACAUCGCUUCUGCUCCUCACGGAGCGGCGGGGGCGUUUUUAAGAUACAUGCGGCAGCCCAUAAAGCAGGAGCUGAUCUGCAAAUGGAUUGACCAGGAGCAAAGUCAAAAAAAGCCUUGCUCUAAAACUUACAGCACCAUGCACGAGCUGGUCAACCACGUCACGGUGGAGCAUGUCGGGGGACCGGAGCAGAGCUCCCACGUCUGUUUUUGGGAGGAAUGUCCACGGGAAGGAAAGGCGUUCAAAGCGAAGUACAAACUGAUAAAUCACAUCCGAGUUCAUACGGGAGAAAAGCCCUUCCCGUGUCCUUUCCCGGGUUGUGGAAAAGUGUUCGCUCGAUCGGAGAAUUUAAAGAUUCACAAGAGGACUCACACAGGAGAGAAACCUUUCAAGUGCGAGUUUGAGGGCUGUGACAGAAAAUUCGCCAACAGCAGUGACCGGAAGAAGCACUCUCACGUCCACACCAGCGACAAGCCUUACUACUGCAAAGUGCGUGGCUGUGACAAAUCCUACACACACCCGAGCUCACUGCGGAAGCACAUGAAAGUGCACUGCAAGUCCCCGCCGCCCCCCUCCACCAACGUCAACUACAUUUCCUCCACAAACCCACUCGGAGAUUCUCUUUCUCCCAACUCCGAGCCGCACAGGAACCGCUCUGCGAACCUCUCCCCUCAGGUCACCAACCUCAACGAGUGGUACGUGUGCCAGGGGAGCGGAGGACCCAACCACCUCCACACCCCCUCCAGCGAUUUGCCAACGUCAGAUUCAGACGAGGACUCUUUCAGACAUUCAGACCCAAGGACGAUGCUCUGAUGCCCCGUUUACAACCACGUGCCUGUCAAACUUGGCAUCUAGCUGACCCGUUAAAGUGUGUAGAUCCAUGCUGGCCCGUGCGCUCGGAGUAUUGAUCAGUUGUUUUCACUGUAGUAUUAUUAAACGUGUGUGCUAAACGCAGAUCAUUCACUAUUAUGGUGGAUGCAAUGCAGGCCUACAUGAGCAAUAAUUUCUUUCUGAGGUGACCCCUGACCUUUCUUAAAAUUGUAGAUCAAAACUGUCAAAAUGAAACAUUUGACGCUGAAAUUAAAACUGAAAUUUAAAGUUUUAGUCUUAUUUAAAGGACCAAAAAAUUUAAAAUUAGCCAAUUUCUGAAUAGAACUUUUCAAAAAUGAAUAAUCUUCUUUAUUUUCCUUUUUUUUUUUACAUGAGAAAUAUGCAGGGUUUAAUUAACUGCAUGGCUUAAGACUCAACUGGUGUGCAGAAAUGACAUCUUUCAUGUGACCUCCCAUCACCCCCUUCUAGUUUAAUAACUCGCCUGCUAUCAAUCACUGUCAUAUUCCAGACAUUUAAGGAAAACAAAUGGUACUGCUUGUAACCCCACAAAUGGCAACAAAUGUUAAUGGGUGGAAUCUAGAAGAUGAGACUUUUUCUUUUUUAAUAUUGUGUGAUUUCUUUAAGAUGUGGUACAAACUUUGAUAAACCAAUAAGGAAAAAAAAAAAAGAGAGGAGGCAAACAUCUGAUUGUCUUAAGGGUUCUCAUUUACCUUUUCAGAUUUAUACAAUACAUGUGUUUGGAUGGAAUUUUGUAAUAUUUAAGAACUAUUUAAGACUAUAUUUUAUGCAAAAUACACAAGUGUUAUGCUCGUUAAAGAGUACGAGUAAGUCCAUUGAGACCCUAAAUGUCUACACUGACAGGCUUUGACCCUGUAGGAUUUGUAUAUAUGUAAUUGUACUGAUGCUUGUGAAUGUUGUGUAGUUUUAAUUACAAAAAAAAAUGUUGUUUUGUACAUUGUAAUUUAUUUGCUGGUAUCAAUGUUGGAAUUACAGGAACACCAAAGAAUAAUAAUAUCAGUUUUGGUGAUGCAUAGUA
Molecule: messenger RNA, 2696 nt
Organism: Cottoperca gobio
Lineage: Eukaryota; Metazoa; Chordata; Actinopteri; Perciformes; Bovichtidae
Gene: zic5
Product: zic family member 5 (odd-paired homolog, Drosophila)
Exons: 2
Coding region: 161-1642 (493 amino acids)
Biological process (GO): regulation of transcription by RNA polymerase II
Cellular component (GO): nucleus
Molecular function (GO): DNA-binding transcription factor activity, RNA polymerase II-specific; RNA polymerase II cis-regulatory region sequence-specific DNA binding
Source: RefSeq, a predicted model, not a curated record